UUUCGACUGUGCACAAGUUUAGUUUCAGCAGAGAUUCUUUUAAUUUCUGUAUACAGAUUAACCCCUGACUACCCCUGACGAUCCUCCAUACGGAGCAAUACGAUGAUACAGAGUGAUACGGAGUUACAGAAACUUGUCGGAGUUUUCAAAUCUAGCUUGUGUUGAAAUAAGGGAAGACCUAGUUUGACGUUAUUGUUGUAUCUAACAUCUCUAUGUCUAAUAUAUAAAUUUGACAAUGGGAAAUGAAUGUUGUUUAGAGAUCUAAAUUUUCAUGUAAUUAUCAAUUCUUGUAUAAUAAUAUAAUAUAUCUCAGCAUGGAUGAAAUUGAAUACAAACUCAAAACAAAUAAUGCUGUACUUAUAUCUAAUGCUAUUUCUAAACUUUUGGAUAUAAUCAACCAAAAGAGCAAAGACACGAACUAUGGGGAUUUGUCGAAGACGCCUGAGUUGAAGCUACUUUUAUCUAAAUGUGUAAAUGAAAAUUCAGUUGUAAGUGUGACAGCAUGUCAAGCACUCGUUAGCUUGGUAGAAACUGGUGUUUUGCCUGUGGCAAGCACUCUAUCAAAUUUUAUAGCUUCUCUUGGUGUUACGGAAAACUACUCAGCAGUAACUGUUGCUAUAAGUAACUUAUUAUUGCUUGACCUAAGAGGUCGUGCAGAUCAGAAUGAAUAUCUGUGUCCAUUUACUCUGAAAGCUCCUCAACAUCCAUUAAUCACUGUCCUCAACCAGAAGAAAGAUGUUUGGAGAGACGUGCUAACUCAAAUGCAGUUUAUUAUGAAUCAUCAUCAAAAUGAAAUUGGUUGUCACAGUGUCGAGCUGCUGCGACCAGUGUACUUGUACAUUUUAUGUAAUCCCUCAUUGUCCCUCUCAGAGAGUUGUCGACAACAAACUUGGCAUCUCUUAAUUAAAUCAAGGAUCACAAAGCGUUUGCAAAUUGAAGCUUUGCAAUGGAUGCGAAUAAAAAAUAUAAAUAUGUGUCUGGAAACGAACUAUAGACUUCUCGAAUUGGCAGAAGUAGUAGCAGCUAAUAAGGACAAGCAAUAUUGCGUGUCUCUGAUGCCAUUCAUUGUCAGUACGACUAUAAAACUUCUGGAAUUUAAUUGCGAUCCCAGACCUAAUUUUGAUAUAGUGUCGCUUAUGAUUGAGUGUAGCGACAGUGACUCUUGCAGCAUAACGGUGGCUCUGCUGGCUGAAGUAAUUUCAACAUGCCCUAGCAUUUAUCUAUUCAGCGUUGUUCAACUCUGUAAGAAAAUAUUAGAAAAAUUACAGUGCAGUGCAGUAGUUGCUUAUGCAAUGCUAGCAUCCUUACUACAAUGGAUGGCAUAUCCUUCAUUUUUUUCCUCCGAUGCAUUAGAAGUGGCACGAAAACUGAUAAGCUUAAUAACUGAUAAGACUGCGUGGUCUUGCAAUAUUUCCAGACUUUUAUCAAACCAGGUAUUUAUGGCGUUAAAACACAGUGAUGCUAAUAUUCAGUUUUAUACUGAAAUCUGUUAUUGCAUGGAAUCCUGUUCUGAGAGUACUACUCUCACCUGGUUAAAAAAGAUAGCAGAUGCCCCGAAUAAUAUGAAAUACAGAUGCAAGCUGCUUCUUAGUGGAUUAUUCCUAUACAGUGAUAAACCUGCUGUCACUAUAAGGACAUGCGAGAUUCUCGUACGAAUUGUUAAGGAGAACAAAAAUUUUGCAUCGCACCUGCUAUCUCUAAUUUUAUACAAACUGACUACAUCACGCGAUUACGAAGAAAUCAAGGCUCUUCUUGUUGCAUUGCCGGAAUUAGCCGUGGUCAAGGAAAAUAUACCGUUAAUUAUCCAGACUCUGGAGACAUUUUUAACAUCUAAGAAUUCCCUUAAAUAUUUGGCAAUCAACUUAUACUUAAAAGCUUGGGAGAACGAUACCAGGUGUCACCGAUAUCUUCAGGCGGCACUCGUGGAUGCAAGUAAAACGAAUAAAACAUGGAGAAGUAAUGUCACCUGUGCAAAAGCUAUGAAAUAUAUUUGCGAAAAUCAUCCUCAGCAUGGUAUUGAAUUGGUACCAUUAUUAUCACAAACUCUAAAUAGUUGUGGUGACAUUACUGGUAGCACAGCCACUGCACUUGCUCUUGAAGGCAUUUCAGCACUCUGCGAGUCUGGUCUCAUAGACAUUUGUUCUACUUGGAAAGUAUUGGCUCCCAAGAUGAACAAGGAUAAACGAACAAUUGUUUUAGUAAGCUUGUGUAAGCUUUUUGGAAGAAUACCAUUCUAUCCAAGUCACCCUGGUGACAAGUUUGAUAAAUUGGUCUUCGAAGUUAUCACAAAGCUAUGGACAUUUGUGUCUACAUGGGACCAUGUGGAUGUUAUUAGAGCUUCGUUCGAAGCCCUGUCAGAAUAUAAACUAGAAAAUAUGUCAUUGAAGUCAUUACCAGCAGAAUAUAGAAAGGAUAUCACAUUGCCACCUUUAUAUGCAAAGACUCCUAUGGAAGCAGCUAGAAAACCAGAAGAUGUUUUACCCUACAUUCCAAGUGAAUGUUGGAUUCAAAUGCUUGAUAAAAUGAAUAGUUCCAUACUAAAUUCAGCUGGAAAUCUUCUAAUUGCCUUUGUCAAAGAAGAAAUUAAUGCCUACUCCCAAAGCAUAUAUAUUUGUGGACAGCGAGAGCAUAAUUCAUUCAAUUAUUUACCAGCAUCAAGUGUCGUCCGAGCUAUAGGCGAUUAUCUGCGAACUUUUUCAUCCUCCUCAAAUAAGCAUCAAGAAAGUACUGUCAUUGAAUGUCUUCGAAUAUUCGCAGAAAAAUAUCCAAAACCAUUACCGCCAGGAAAGUGUUCUUUUUUGGAAAAUACAAUGAGUAUCUCAACCACAGCAAAACAUUACAGUAUCGCAAUUGCCUGUCAUCAAGCUGUGAUAUCAUCAUCUGCAAGAACAAUUAUUGAGAAUCACUUAGCAACGUUAACGACAGAAUCCAAAGUGGAAUCCACCUCGCUGUUUAAAGAAUACCUAACUCUAUACAUGAACCUGGAAGAUCUGUGCCGUGGUGUUCCCCCAAAUUCAUUGAGACCAUUUUUGGAAACUAGCCUCAAUUAUACCUUGGAGAAAGCAGUUCUUGAUAGUGAAAAGGCUGUAGAAACUUUUGAGAAGAUAAUGCACUGUUAUUCUCGCACUCUUAAGGAUGAGACUAUACACGACGCUAACAGGACUUUAUUAUCAAUAAUAUUAGAGGGUCUUUCAGAAAGAAUUGAUGUGGACUCAAAGCUUUUUGAUUCUUUUGUUACCGCAGCUAUAGAACUUUCCACAAAGCACAUAGAAAGAAUGACUUCGCCAAGCCUCUGGUGGGAAGUGACACCCCAGAAGCUACGAAUGGCUGCAGUGAUCAGAUCAGAAUUGUUGUUAAGAAAAAAAGUAGAAUCUCCAUUGAACUGGAUGAAUGAAGUCAUUGACGCUGCUGCUCUUAUUCCUGGGGUUCAAAUCAAUAUAUUAAGAAUAAUACAGAAAGUCGGAGUUGGUAUGCGAACUGAAACUUCAAGUGCUGAAUGGACUUUGGAUUUUAUGGGACAAAUUAAUAAAACCUUAUUGGAUGCACCUGAAGAAGAUUCUAUUAAAAUUGUUACAUUCCUCUGUGAUGUUUUACUGGUUACUACUAUCUGUCUAUCCGCUACGGAUUGUUUCUUGGCCAAUGAUGAAUCCUUAGUUAUAUCGCGAGACGUCAAAGCUAAUUUGUUUCCUCAAGCCAUGGCGAUCCUUAGCCAAAAAGCUUCUUCGAAAGAAACUAUCGGACAAAUUAUGGAUUGCCUGCAUCAUAUUCGGACAAGCUCUAUACCGGAGUCAUACAAAAAUGCUUUCCAUAAUGCACUUGUUUCAUUAAAGCACGAACGACAUUUCGAUAUUGCUUGGGCAACGUUUUUAUCCACGAAAUCCAACGUAAAUUGUUUGAGGAACAGUUAAAUAAUUGACAGCCUGUGUAACCAUCGCAACAAUACAGCAUUUGCUUCUUGACGACUAGAAAGAAAUUGCUCGGCAAUCUUACUGGGUGGAAAGUUUCGACAAUUCUGUAAACGCAUCUGGAGGUGUCCGGGUAACUAGAGAAGAAACA
Messenger RNA from Cephus cinctus (wheat stem sawfly), 4056 nucleotides. RefSeq names its product focadhesin. The transcript is spliced from 9 exons. The record is from RefSeq and is a predicted model, not a curated record. Gene Ontology annotation, biological process: regulation of post-transcriptional gene silencing. Lineage: Eukaryota; Metazoa; Arthropoda; Insecta; Hymenoptera; Cephidae. Bases 315 to 3908 code for a protein of 1197 amino acids.